Messenger RNA from Cydia splendana, 1408 nucleotides. RefSeq names its product pancreatic lipase-related protein 2-like. Gene Ontology annotation, biological process: lipid catabolic process. Gene Ontology annotation, molecular function: lipase activity. The transcript is spliced from 4 exons. The record is from RefSeq and is a predicted model, not a curated record. NCBI's taxonomy places the organism in Eukaryota, Metazoa, Arthropoda, Insecta, Lepidoptera, Tortricidae. Bases 289 to 1356 code for a protein of 355 amino acids.
GGUUUAACCUCGUAAAGACAAAAGAAUCUCGUCCUUCAUUUGCCCUUUGACUCUAUUCUAAAUUAAAGAUAUCUUGUCCCGAGAUUUGCCAACGAAUGUUGUAAUCCAGUCGCCUACUUAUGCUCAAAACUUGUAACUAACCUAGCUCAGUUCGAUUCAAACUGGCUGAACGAACGGUCAUAGCCUCAUUAAAAAUAAAAAAAAUUGUUUACUUUUAAUUUUGCAAUAUGAAGCCGCGGAUUCGUUCUUUUUUAGAUUUUAGGGAAUAGUGAUGUGACAGUAUUGAAAAUGAGAGUUUGUGUGUGUAUAGUUCUUGCGAGUUUGUGCUUCUGUGUCAAAAUGGAUCGGAGGGCGGAAGAGGGGUAUCCGAAAGGCUUCAUGGCUGUUUGUCCAGGGUCCUCCAAGCCAGCCUCCAUCCCCCGCAGCCAGCUGCGGUACCUGCUCUUCAUCGUGCAAGGUCUCGGGCGGACCCGCAAGAGAUACACCUAUUGGAGUGCGAAACACAUUGCCAGUGACCCUAGGAUAGACUUUAACAGGAAGACCCUGCUCCUCGCCAUCGGGUACCUGGACAGCACGAACUUCCCCAUCUCCAGCCUGUUCGCCAACGAGUACGAGGCGAGAGGGUACAACGUCAUCUUACUGGACAACCAGCGGUUCGCCACCGUCCACUAUUACUUGGCUAGCCGCCUUAUGCGACCUGUUGGCAAGCACGUCUCCGAAAUCCUCAUCCAACUGACAAACGCCGGCUUGAACCCAUCCACAUUAGAGCUCCUAGGCUUCAGUCUAGGAGGCCAGACCGUCAGCUAUAUCGCCAGAAACUACCAGCUCGCCACCGGAAGAAAUAUCUCCAAGAUCACGGCUCUAGAACCUUCAGGCCCUUGCUUUAGAGAUUUGAGACCUGAUGAUCGUUUAGACGCUUCCAACGCGGAUUUUGUAGAGGUUAUCCAUACGAAUAUAGAUGGAUAUGGAAUGGCGAGUAGAAUGGGUCAUGUGGACUUUUAUAUCAACGGAGGAGAAUACCAGCCUUCGGAGAUAACUAUGUUUCCUUGUGCGACGACGUGCAGCCAUUUUAGAGUGUUAGGACUUUGGCUCUCAGCUCUAAAACAUCCAGGGAAGUUCAUAGGUUUAAAAUGUGAUAGUAUCCAGCAGGCGAGAGACUCUGAUUGCUAUGGUAGACCAUUAGAGACCAAUGUGCUGGGUCUGAAUGUGGAUAAAAGGAAGCAUGGGAUAUUUUAUGUGUCUACUAGUAAAGGAUACCCGUUUUAUUUGGGGAAAAAUGGGUUGUUACCUGAAUAUGCUGCUUGGAGGAGGCUCAGUGAUAUCAAUUUGGGAAAUCAGACUGAGAUCUAUACCUAAAUGAGAAGAUUAAUCAAGAGGAUUUUGUAUAUGUGAUUAGAAAAGCAUUUCA